AUUUGACACCCCUUAGUGACGACGGUGACGAUAAAAUGUUGCAGAGUUAAUAGGCGCAGUAAACGAUUUCUAGUUAUUUUGUUAUACAGAAAAAUUUCUAUUAUUUGAAAUCAUGGAAGAAACUGUUAGCAAGCUUGAACAGCAUGAUUUUGUGGAACAGGCUGCAGAGAUGUCACACAGUUUUGUUGCUGAUGAUGAUGAUGAAGAAGAAGAAGUUGAACCUAAGCUAAAGUAUGAGCGAUUGUCCAAUGAUAUAACAGUUAUCCUGAAGAAAGAUGCAGCCAGCUGUAUUGCUGUACAUCCAAAGUUUAUGUGUCUAGGAACCAACUGGGGAGCAUUGCAUUUACUUGAUCAUCUUGGGCAUUCAUCACAGCAACAAGAGUUUCCCACUCAUGGAAUGGCAAUAAAUAUGGUUGAUAUUGAUAGUGGAGGAGACUACAUUGGUAGCUGUUCAAAUGAUGGAAAGGUUAUGGUGUCUGGGCUUUACUCUACAGAAAAUUGCCAUACACUAAUGGUUGAUCGGCCUGUCAAAGCUAUUGCUCUUGAUCCGCUGUACUACAAGUCUGGUUCUGGAAGAAGAUUCGUAACUGGCGAUGAUAGGCUUAUCUUACAUGAAAAAGUGUUUCUUUCUCGCCUUAAAUCGACCACCUUAUUUGAAGGGGAAGGUGAAAUCACUAACAUUAAGUGGAAAAAUAGGUUUCUUGCUUGGGCGAGCACAACGGGAGUAAGAGUCUUUGACAUGUCUGUUCGCCGCAUAAUCAGCGUGGUCAAGAAAGAUAUCAGCCCUGGAAUCAACCCAGAAAGUUAUCGCUGUAUCCUGUAUUGGAAGGAUGAUUUGACACUGGUCGUUGCUUGGGCAGAUGACAUCAAGGUCUGUGUCAUCCGAAGGCGUCCGGAUGCUGACGCAGAGCGACUAAAUCUUCCGACACAUUACGUUGAAAUUGUUUCGAUGUUUAUUAUUGACUCAUUCGUGGCUGGCGCUGGGUGGCUGGGUAAUCAUUUAGCCCUUUUAGUGGUUCCAAAAGACGAAGAACUAUCUGGCAAGGGUCAAAGACCUCAAAUGAAGCUGGUGGAACCACACCAGGAAAGUUACAAUGAAAUCUCGGCAGAUGUUUUAUCAAUUCGUGGCUUUCAGGAAUACUCUUGCAACGAAUAUCAUUUGGAAUGUCUGGCGGAAGAAGGUCAAUUUUUCAUCGUUAGUCCAAAAGAUGUUGUUUUAGCUAAACCGCGCAAUCCUGACGAUCACGUCCAAUGGCUUAUGGAACAUCAAAAAUACGAAGAAGCCAUGGAAGCAGUUACGGGGCCACAAGCUCGUGAACUGAAAUGCCAUUCCGUUCUUCAGGUCGGUAGGACUUACCUCGAUUUCCUUUUGUCGAAGGGAGAGUUCCAGAUGGCUGCCAAGCUCUGUGUUAAAAUUCUGGGUAAAGAGAAAAAUCUUUGGGAAGAGGAAGUUUUCAAGUUUGCUCGAUUGCACCAACUACGGGCUGUUACCCCUUAUCUCCCAAGAGGUGAAUGUAGAUUGGAUCCACAUAUUUACGAAAUGGUUCUCUUCGAGUUUCUGAAAACUGAUUCAGCUGGCUUUCUUCGGCUAGUAAGAGAAUGGAGUCCUACGCUCUAUAACAUUGCAGCCGUAAUGAACGCUGUGCUCGAGCACAUUCUUCGCCAUGAUCCAGAUGAUACCACUCUUCUAGAAGCCUUGGCUAUUUUGUAUUCUCACGAGAAGAAAUACGAUCGAGCCCUGGCAAUGUACCUCAAACUUCAGCAUGCUGAUGUGUUUCGGUUGAUUGCUCAACAUCAGCUCUUCACCACCGUCCACGAUAAAAUCCUCGCACUAAUGGAACUUGACGUCAACCAAGCUUGUACGUUAUUCCUAGAACACAGCGAACACAUUCCUUCCGAUUUAGUGGUAUCACGUCUACAAACUAAACCGCAAUUGUUAUUCAAGUAUCUGGACGCGUUGUAUCUCAAAGAACCAAAGGAAGGAAGCCGAAAAUUCCACGGCCUUUUAGUUUCCCUCUACGCCGAAUAUGCGCAAGAAAAAUUACUUUCCUUCCUCCGCAGCAGCGAUUACUACCCGAUCCAAGAUGCUCUAGAUACGUGCCAACAACGAGGAUACAUUCCAGAAAUGAUCUUCCUUUUGGCUCGUAUGGGAAACACCAGGGACGCCCUCCGCCUAAUUAUGGGCCAGUUAAAAGAUAUCGACCAAGCCAUAGAAUUUUGUAAAACUUAUGACGAUCCAGAACUUUGGGAACAAUUAAUUGGUUAUUCACUAGCCAAACCAGAGUUCGUGAACGUUUUAUUGCGUAACAUCGGUACGCAUGUCGAUCCACGUCUACUGAUCCAGCGGAUAGAGUAUGGGGUGGAGGUACCUGGUCUACGUGAUUCCCUGGUAAAAAUUCUGCAUGACUACAAUUUGCAGAUUUCUCUACAAGAAGAGAGUCAAAAGAUUCUAGUUAGCGAUUGUUUUUCUCUUCAUGAAAGACUAGUUCGAAUUCAUCAACGAGGCAUGGCAAUUCGAGAUGAUCAGAUAUGUGGCGCUUGCCAUCAGAAAGUGAUAGUUUCCGAUCCUAGGAAACCAACGACCGGAAUGGUUGUCUUCUUCUGUCGUCACGCUUUUCACACCGAUUGUCUCAACACAGUGGACACGUGUCCGAUUUGCUACGCUAUGAAACUUAAACCUAAUGCGGCUAUUUCCGAAAAAUUGCGAAAACCAUGACGCAUCAAUUUGUGAUUUAAGCUUGAUACCUUUUUGCUCCCUAUCUGCCUUGUAAAGUAGAUGCAUAUACAUUGCAACGCGCUCGAAUGUCUAUUCCGUUUUCCAAUCGGCGGCCUACAUUGUCAAAAAAAGAAUACAUAAGAUUUUAGAUCU
Daphnia pulicaria is the source of this 2869-nucleotide messenger RNA. It is a transcript of the gene lt, whose product is annotated as vacuolar protein sorting-associated protein 41 homolog. The transcript is spliced from 19 exons. NCBI's taxonomy places the organism in Eukaryota, Metazoa, Arthropoda, Branchiopoda, Diplostraca, Daphniidae. Gene Ontology annotation, biological process: cellular response to starvation; macroautophagy; endosomal vesicle fusion. The record is from RefSeq and is a predicted model, not a curated record. The coding region runs from base 113 to 2716 and encodes 867 amino acids. Gene Ontology annotation, cellular component: late endosome; HOPS complex. Gene Ontology annotation, molecular function: protein binding.